Bemisia tabaci is the source of this 4324-nucleotide messenger RNA. It is a transcript of the gene Cmtr1, whose product is annotated as Cap methyltransferase 1. The record is from RefSeq and is a predicted model, not a curated record. Gene Ontology annotation, molecular function: nucleic acid binding; methyltransferase cap1 activity. Gene Ontology annotation, cellular component: cytoplasm; nucleus. Gene Ontology annotation, biological process: 7-methylguanosine mRNA capping; methylation. NCBI's taxonomy places the organism in Eukaryota, Metazoa, Arthropoda, Insecta, Hemiptera, Aleyrodidae.
CUCAUCCACUUCAGCAAUCUAGCGGCUUCUUUAUCAGUACUCAGUAAAUCACUGAAGUAUGUGUAGGAAAUAAUAAUUAAACCUAGAAUAAUGUGAACCAACUUUUUAGAAUUGGUAUAAUUUUUUACAAAUAUAACGCAAGUGAUUACUAGUCGUAUUUUUAACAGUGACAUCCUCGACGGACACCAUUUGACACUUCAGAAUGCAGAGGUGUGCCCAGCUUUCUGAUUCGAGCAGUGAUGAUGAUGACAAUUUCGAAGAGGUACCUUCGGAAAACAGCAAUUAUUUCAGUCCAGGCUUUCAUCAAUCGGGAGGUUAUGACUUACCAUCCCCUGUUAAAAGGCGUAAACCAUCCCAGUCAACAAGUUCUAAUCCCAUCAAUGAUGAUGAAAGUGACAACCUUUCCUCUAUUUCGGCGAAUUGUGAGUCAGAUUAUGGUUCAGUGUCUGGCAAACGGAACCAUCGGAGCAUGUCGCUUAUGAGUGAAGACUCUGAAAAAAACUUCCACGAUUCAACUCAUGAUGAGUCCAUUUAUGGAAACUCGUCCUUACCAAAGUUCUAUGCUACACCCUCUGAGAGGGGACGGACGAUUAGUCAAGAUUUUUCAGAAAAAGAUGAGUCGAAUGAUGAAGGGUCCACCCGCACUGCACAAGGAUAUUUCUCUGGAGCCUCGGAAAGGGUGCGAACAAAGAGCCAGGAGCUAUCGGAGUUUGAGUCCAACGAAGAGGACUAUAUGUCCUCAACGUCUGCCUCGGAUGUGGAUGUGAAACCAUCAAAGCGCAGGUCGGAAGAUUUCCCCAGUUAUAAUCCUCGAACAAGUUUUUACGGAUCCAAUCAAAGCGAAGGAGUGUCAGCGUCCAAAAGCUACGAAUCGAAUGAUGAGGAAGCCGACAAGCUUUCAGCAACAUUGGCGAAUAUAUCGAAGAAACAAUCCAGCUCACCAACGAAAGGAAUCAAGAUGACAGAGAACUUGUAUAUACCCAAAACUAGAUUUUCAAAAAGCUCUAGUUGCGAUACGGUUCAGAGUUCCUCCACCUCAGACUUCUCCUCUUUUGAAGGCAAAAGGAAAUCGACUGAUUCUGAAGAGGAAGUGAAUUCUGGUCCACCGCCCAAAAAGUCCAAGAGUGUGGCGAUCAAAACCAGUGGUGCUGUUAGCAAAAUGAUGGAAAAAAUGGGGUAUUCUUCUGGAAAAGGUCUCGGAAAACAUGCCCAAGGAGUAGUGGAACCUGUCGCAUUAUCUAGUCAAAGAGGUCGGAGAGGUUUGGGUCAUAUUGUGGAGGGUUUUGAAGAGGAAGACGUUGAAUGGGAUUUUGACCAAGAAAAAGUAGAAGUAAUUGAAAAUGUUGACUGGUUAGAGUACUAUGGUAAAGAUAUUUUGCAAUUGAAACCACCAGAAGACUUAACUAAACGGCUGCUGGAGAAAGGGCUGAAAGAGGAACUUGAGCGAGAAAAAAGAAAAACUUUGCUUGGUGGCGUGCAGAAACCUUGCCCCAAGAAAAUGAGCUUGGAUGAUGAAACAAAUUUCUGUGAUCCAAAGCUUGUGAAAAAAGUAAUCAAACACAAGACCGCAUUUGACAAAUUACAUGCAGAUGAAAUGCGAAAAGCUCGAGACCGGUCGAAUCCUUUUGAGUUGAUUCGGGGUGGCAUGUUCUUGAACCGAGCAGCCAUGAAGAUGGCCAACAUGGACAAGCGGUUUGAUUUCAUGUUCACAAAGCCAGUUCAUCAAAAUGGGGAGCCAAUGGUAGGCAAGGACGAGCUUUUGUAUUUUGCUGAUGUUUGUGCUGGUCCAGGAGGUUUCACAGAGUAUGUGCUUUGGAGGAAGAAAUGGAGAGCAAAAGGUUUUGGCCUGACUCUAAAAGCAUCAAAUGAUUUCAAACUGGAUGAUUUCUAUGCGGGGCCUGCUGAAUCAUUUGAACCUCACUAUGGUGCCGCGGAUGAUGGAAAUAUCUACACCCCUGCUAAUAUUGAGAGUUUUCGCGACUUAAUUUUUGAACAAACCGACAAUAAAGGUGUCCACUUUAUGAUGGCUGAUGGAGGUUUUUCUGUUGCAGGAGAAGAAAAUCUGCAAGAAAUUUUAUCAAAACAGCUGUAUCUUUGUCAGUGUCUUGUAGCAUUGUUUGUUGUCAGAACUAAUGGUCAUUUUGUUACCAAGCUCUUCGACCUUUUUACUCCGUUCAGUGUUGGAAUAAUUUAUCUAAUGUACAGAUGUUUUGAAAAAAUAUGUAUAUUUAAGCCUAAUACAAGUAGACCUGCAAACUCAGAGAGGUAUCUGGUUUGCAAGUGGAAACGAAGCGAAUCUGUGAUAGAAGAUAUUAGAAAAUAUAUGGAAAAUGUCAAUAAACUAUUAUGUAAUGUCUAUGGUAAGAAUGAAAAAGCAAAAGAAGAAGCCAAAGAAUCUAAGGAAAAAGUCGUUGAACUAGACGUCUAUGAAAUUGUACUUAUGGAUAUAAUGAAAUCAGAUGAAAAUUUCUUCAACUACAUGAUCAAGUCAAAUAAUGAAUUGGCAAGUAGGCAGAUAGUCAACCUUAAAAAAGUUGUAGCUUUUGUCAAGAACCCCAAUCUUUUAGAGGCCAGGCAGAAAGAUUUGAAAGAACAGUGCUUGAAGUAUUGGGAAGUACCGGAUGAUUUGAGACACGCACCUAAGUGUCCUAUGCCGUCAAACAGGCUUUUUUCCCUCGCUUUUGGCAAAGAUUCGAAAAUGCCGGCACCCACAGAAUUGUCUAAAGAUGGGGAUCUUAGAAGUGAUAUUUUAAAGAAAGAAUUUUUGAGCAUUUAUGACUGGCAAUGUGUAACUCUUCAAGAUCAUGAGAAGACCACACUGUUUUACGGUCAAGGUAGAAAACGAGUUCACAAAUGGGGAAGCUCCAGUUGGAGUGAGUUGCCAUCGGAACAUUCAUUACUCGAACUAAGUCCGGGAACUCUAGUCUAUGGCGAAUUAGUCUAUGAAUUCAUCGGUGAAGGCAAGGGCCUUCGCAAGAGUGCUGCCUUCCACAUUAUUGACGCAUACCAGCUGGGUAAGGAAGUCGUUGGUAAUUUGAAGUAUGAUGAGAGGUAUGAAAUUUGUCAGCUGUUCUGCAAAGCCAUGACCAGAAGAGGCUGUCCUGUCAGAAUGAAAAAACUUCACAAAUUGUUUGAGGUACCUUCGCUUCUGAAUGAAGGGCUAGUUCGGAAACAACUAAAAAAUGUCUCCAUCCAUCGAUUGUGUUUCCCAAUUCCUCCAUUCCAUCAUGAAGUCACAAGUUUGCUCUUUUUAAGCUCUACUGCAAAUGGUUGGUGUAAACAUUGGUCCAAAAGUCAAAGCAAAUUUUAUUACUAUCAUGGCAAGUCUAAAGCAUCCAAGUAUGAGGAUCAUGUCAACAUGGAAGUUUUUAAUACUUUUGGAUUAACAAUGGAACGGCUGAAAAUCUGGUCCUGGAAGAACUAUGUACCUGACUGUCAUCCUCCUCGCAGUGUCACUGACAAACUGAUCAACUUUCUCCGAACAAACACCGUCCACAAACGCACCUAAAUUAACUUAUUCUAUUCCCCUGUGUUGUAUAAUUUUGAAACUAGCUAAGUCUGUGAUGGAGUUUUAAAAGCCACCAUACUUGUGAUUCAAGUGCGUAGGCUGUUUAACAUAAGUCGUAUUGAAUUUUUUAGUAAAACUCAGGACGCUGUUGAUUGAUUGGUACUCAGUAUUUUAUUAUUUUGUUUCUUAGUACUUUCCUUUAUUCUUUCCGUGAGUCCGCUGUUUUAGUGGCUUAAAAACUUUUGUGAUUUCACUAAAAUGAAUAAGCAAUUAAGAUCUUCUUCCUGGAGUCCUGAAGUCCAUUUGAACUCAUUUCCUAUUGGUUAAUCAAAAAUUGAUAAGAAUUUUUUCUGUUGCGUGUCGGUUGGGUGUACUGCCGAAUCAUUGAAAACUAUUUUUGCGUUUCUUUAGUAGAAUGCCAAUAAAUAUGUCGGCAGUUGUUUACUAUAGGCUGUUAUCAAUGGCCAAGGUGUGAAACCACGUAUCUCCAUUGCAAUGUCUUAAAAUAUCCACUCCUAUUUUAUUUUUUUGAAGCGAAACAAGCCAUAUUUGUAACUCGGAAUUUAUAUUGAAUAUUCUGCUAACAGAGAAGAAAAAUAAAGAAAAUUUUCAAGGAAUUACGUCUAGUGGCUUUCCAAAGAAAUAAUGAAGUAUGACAGGAAGUUUGCAAUGUCCCAAAUGGAGAUACGUAGUUUUGCAUUUUGGCUAUUGAUAUGCUGCAAACUGCUCCACUUAUCUAUGCAUAGCAAUGAUGUUAGCCCUCAAUCUAGCAAUGUGUAAUUAAUAUUGAACAGUGGGGGCACAGCAGCUUGGAAA